Molecule: messenger RNA, 2928 nt
Organism: Emericellopsis cladophorae
Lineage: Eukaryota; Fungi; Ascomycota; Sordariomycetes; Hypocreales; Bionectriaceae
Product: Zinc finger protein-like protein
Exons: 2
Coding region: 1-2928 (975 amino acids)
Biological process (GO): regulation of transcription by RNA polymerase II; DNA-templated transcription
Cellular component (GO): chromatin
Molecular function (GO): RNA polymerase II cis-regulatory region sequence-specific DNA binding; DNA-binding transcription factor activity, RNA polymerase II-specific; zinc ion binding
Source: RefSeq, a predicted model, not a curated record
AUGAACAACGAAUCUGAACUUGCUAUUGUCGGCAGCCAGUCGCCAGAAGGCGAUAUGGACGACGGGCACGAUGACAAGAGCGCGCAGAAUAGAGGCUCUUCAAAUUCGGAUGGCGGGCCGGCGCGCAAGCGCCGGCGCAGUCGCAAAGGACUCAGCAAACGUUUUGAAUGUCCGACGGAGGGCUGCGGGAAAAGUUACUCAAGAGCAGAGCACCUCUACCGCCAUCAGCUCAAUCACAGCUCCAAGACAGUCUUCCGCUGCAGCUUCCCAGACUGCACUCGUACGUUCGUCCGGGGAGACUUGCUGAAGAGGCACAUGGAUCGCCACACGGCCAAGGGCUCACAGCUGAGUCGCCGUGACUCUGUGCUUAGCCACGUAUCUCAGUCAGGCAAUGCCUUGGGCUCUGCAUCCCCCGAGACUGCAAGACCGGCACAAGACUACCAGCAGCAGCGUGCGCACAGUGGCUAUCAGCACGAUGGGUCGUACUCUCCGAUCACACCCUCACAACCAGGGCCAUACACCAAUGGGGGGCAGGUGAAUGGCCACCAGAACCUCGGCGGCUAUCACUACCCCAUAUCUCAUGAGCAGCCGCACUCACCUGUAGCACCAGCGCAUCCUACCGGGGAUCCACCCUAUGGCGUUUCAUCACCGGUGCCGAAUCAGCAACAGGGUUUCGCCGGGUCCCCGCCCGUCGGCGGGAGCUAUGUGCCUCAACAUAGUAUGAUGUCCUUUGACCUCGGGCCCUCGCAGUACGGGAAUGGUAGCGGUCAGCAGGUGUCGCAAGGGGGCGUGUCGCAGUCGUACGCUGCUGGCAUCAAAGGCGAAUUCACGGAAAGUCAACAAGCCACCGAGAUGAUGAUGCUAGGUCAAAUGGGUAUGCCUGGCACUGUCCCAGUAUUUGGGAGCGACAUACUGAACAAGUCGCCCUACGCUGGGUUGCCCGAGGACUUCUUGUCUUAUCUCUUCAACACAGCCUCACCCGGUGAACGAUCACCGGGGCCAAAGGAUAUGAUGCAGGCCCCCUACUCAAGCUAUGGCGACUUGAACAACGCGCAAUACUCCAUCCCCUACGUUGGCCAAGACCCUGGAUCAAUGGGCUACUUUCCAUCGGCUCCCCAGCAAGUCAUGGCUGUCAACAAUUUGCUCGAGCAAAACGUCCCAGAGGCCGACAUCUCCGAGGAAAAGUGCCAAGAGCUGUUUGAUCUCAUUCGCGAUCGAUUCCACGAAAAAGACGAGGCGCCCAUCGACCGCCGCCGCGACAGCAUCCUGGACGGCGACCGUGCCGCCGAAAACCACGUGCUGAGCCAGAGGAUGAUCCAGGCCUACAUUGGCUCCUACUGGUAUCAUUUUAGUGAACAACUGCCCAUUCUUCACAAGCCAACCUUCUCGCCAAACAACACACCGAACCUCCUCCUCCUAUCCAUGAUGACAAUAGGCGCCGCCUUGCUUGACAGAACACACGGGACGAAAGUAGUCAAAGCAGGAGCUAAGCUCUCCAACUUUCUGGCCUGGCACCUGCGAUGGGAAAUCUUUCAAGACGUCGGCGCCCGACCCCCAGCAAAGCUAUGGAUUUUCCAGGCUCUGAUAUUGUUGGAGUUGUAUGAGAAGAUGUACUCGACACGAGAACUUCACGAGCGGGCCCAUAUCCACCACGCGACGACGAUUCAGCUCAUGCGCCGCGGUCGGGCGUUGAUUGGAAAAUCGUCCGUGGAAUCGCCGCCCCAUGCUAUGAGCAGCCUCAACGGGUCACGUCACUCGUCAACUUCUGGCAUUGCGCAGACAGCAGAGGAGUGGUGGAAUCAGUGGAUUACCAAUGAAGCUACAAGGAGGGCUGCAUUUGCCGCCUUUGUGGUCGACUCUCUGCACGCCACCAUGUUUGGGCAUUCUGGUGUCAUGGUAGCUCAUGAGAUGAGGCUGCCGUUGCCUUGCGACGAGUCCCUGUGGCAGGCCACAAGCAGUGCCGAGGUUGGGCGACUAGAGUCGAAUCUGUUCUCGCGCGGGAACAAGCCUGUUUCCUUCCUUGAGGGUCUGAAGCGAACACUGUGCGGCCAGGAUGUGCAGACCAACUCAUUUGGACGGACUGUGCUGAUGACAGGACUGCUGAGCGUCUCGUGGCACAUGCACCAACGUGACCUUCAAGUCAAUGUGUUGGGACGUGGCGUAGGGUCCUCGCUGGGUGGUCGCGACAAGUGGCGGGCUACCUUGACUCGAGCCUACGACAUUUGGAAAGCCGACUUUGACAAAUCGUUGCCGCGGAGCGAUGCUGACCCCUACCACCACAACGCGGCCAAGAGGAACGAGUUCAACAUUGUGUUCGAGAGCCGGACUGUGCUACAUCAUCUGGCGCACAUGGCCAUGCAUGCCGACAUCGUGGACGUACAGAUGUUCGCGCGAGCCAAGCGACUUCUCGGGCGAGCGAUCGGCCCCCAGGAAUUCAAAAGUGCAGAGCGCAGGAUCAAGGACGCGUGGGCGCCGUCUGCUCGCGCUCGCGAUGCCACAUAUUACGCGCUCAAGUUUCUGUGCUCAGUGUUGAUCCCCGACGCGCAAGGACCGUCACUGGGCGGCGCUUACCACCACGAGGAACCAUAUCGUGCGCGAGAUGACGUGCUGCUGAAUCGGCCAUGGGUCAUGUACUUUGCCAUGCUUGUCGUCUGGUGCUACGGCUAUGCGUUGGAAGGACCAAGCUCGCACGUAGCAUACCCCUCGUCUCAUCAUGAGAAGAUGCAGCAGAUGAGAGACUACUUGACUCGUUUCGGAAGCAUAUCCAACCCGCAUGACCUCCAGCAGGCGAAGGGACUGAACUGCAACACGGCGUUGCUUCUGGUUCUGAAGGAUACGUUUGAGGAGACGAGAUGGGAGUUGCUGCACGAGGGAUCGAACCUGCUCAACAAUUGCAUCACGUUGAAUAGUGGUGGCAUGGUGCCCUGA